AGAAAAAGAAUAGUUAGAUUUGCACUGAGCAGAAAAAUUGGGCAUCGUCGAGUUGAAGCAUAUCACUCGCGAGUCGCGAUUCCAACACAGCCGAUCCCUGAUCUCGUUGUUUCACACUCACCGAUUUCCUUUCUUUCUCCAUUUCCCUCCAGUCUUGCCCUAACAAAGCAUCUCCAGUUCCUUUGCAAGAAUUCAGAAAUCCCAAACGACUGAACCUAGGAAAUCAAAUGCCAAUAAUUUCUAUAAUAGGCGUUGGAUUCGAUUCUCUGAUUCUGAGCUCCAGCCCACGCCUCAUCAGCAAACUUUCCUGAAUGGUUGAAUCCAUGGCUCCGCUCCGCUCCGCUGGAAUUGUUGAUCCGGGAUGGGAGCAUGGUGUUGCUCAAGAUGAUAGGAAGAAGAAGGUCAAAUGCAACUAUUGUGGAAAGGUAGUUAGCGGUGGGAUAUAUAGGUUAAAGCAACAUUUAGCUCGAGUAUCUGGAGAAGUCACUUAUUGUGAUAAGGCUCCAGAGGAUGUAUAUCUUAGAAUGAAAGAAAAUUUGGAGGGAAGUCGUUCCAAUAAGAAAGCUAAACAAUCUCAAGAUGAUGCGCAAGCUUAUUUGAAUUUCCAAUAUGAGGAUGAAGAUGAGCAUGUUGCCUUUAAAAGCAAAGGGAAACAAAUGAUAGGUGAUGAGAAUUUGGUGGUAAAUUUAACGCCAGUUCGGUCACUAGGUUAUGUUGACCCUGGGUGGGAACAUGGUGUUGCUCAGGACGAGAGGAAGAAAAAGGUCAAGUGUAAUUAUUGUGAGAAAGUAGUCAGUGGUGGUAUUAACCGAUUUAAACAACAUUUAGCCAGAAUUCCAGGUGAGGUAGCUCCUUGUAAAAACGCUCCUGAAGAAGUAUAUCUUAAAAUAAAAGAAAAUAUGAAAUGGCACCGAACUGGCAGGAGACAGAGACAGCCUGAUACCAAGGCAAUGUCUGCUUUAUAUAAGCAAUCUGAUAAUGAAGAUGAAGAUGAUGAGCAAGAACAAGAUGAUCUCCUUCACAAGAGGAAGGAAAGGCUGGUAAUUGGUGAUAAAAGAUUCAGCAACGAUUUGAGACUGACUUACAAGGGGAUGACUUCUAGUAAUGGCUCAGAACAGACAUUUAAAAAAUCAAGGCUGGACUCUGUUUUUCUCAAUACACCAAAUAAUCUAACACCACCUUCUUGCAAACAGUUAAAGAUGAGAACUAGGUCCUGCAGAAAAUCUCGUAAGGAAGUUAUUUCUGCAAUUUGCAAAUUUUUUUACCAUGCAGGAGUUCCAUUACAAGCAGCAAAUUCCCUGUACUUCCAUAAGAUGUUGGAGCUGGUUGGUCAAUAUGGACAAGGUUUGGUUGGCCCUCAGAGCCAUGUCAUGUCUGGUCGCUUCCUACAGGAGGAAAUCGCAACAAUUAAAAACUACCUAUUUGAGUAUAAGGCAUCCUGGGCAAUCACUGGGUGUUCUAUAAUGGCAGAUAGUUGGAUGGAUCUCGAGGGUAGGACGCUGAUCAAUCUUUUAGUUUCUUGCCCCCACGGUGUGUACUUUGUAGCUUCAGUUGAUGCCAGUGAUAUGCUAGAAGAUGCUUUAAGUCUGUUCAAGUUAUUGGACAAGGUGGUGGAAGAGAUGGGUGAAGAAAAUGUUGUGCAGGUAAUCACUGAGAAUACUCCCAGUUAUAAAGCUGCUGGCAAGAUGCUUCAAGAGAAGAGAAGCAGUUUAUUCUGGACCCCAUGUGCCACCUAUUGUAUUGAUCAAAUGCUUGAAGAUUUUCUAAAGAUAAAAUGUGUAGGAGAAUGCAUGGAGAAAGGCCAAAAGAUUACAAAACUCAUAUACAACUGCAUGUGGUUGCUAAAUCUUAUGAAAGAAUUUACCCAGGGGCAGGAACUUCUGAGGCCAGCAGCUACUCAAUGUGCUUCUAGCUUUGCAACUUUACAGAGCGUGCUGGAACAUAGGACUAGUCUAAGAAGAAUGUUUCAGUCCAGUAAAUGGGCUUCCUCUCGGCUCUCCAAAUCAGAUGAGGGAAAAGAGGUAGAAAAGAUUGUAGCAAAUGCUCCAUUUUGGAAGAAGGUACAGUAUGUUUGUAAAUCAGUAGAUCCAGUAAUGCAAGUGCUGCAAAAGAUUGAUAGAGGCGAAAACCCUUCAAUGCCAUACAUAUAUAAUGACAUGUUUAGAGCAAAGCUUGCAAUCAAAAUCAUUCAUGGAGAUGAUGCACGUAAAUAUGGGCCAUUCUGGAGUGUGCUGGACAAUCACUGGAACUCGUGGUUGCACCAUCCUUUAUACAUGGCUGCUUACUUCUUGAACCCAUCAUACAGAUACCGUUCUGAUUUUUUGGCGCAUUCAGAGGUGAUGCGUGGAUUAAAUGAUUGCAUUCGUAGGCUGGAGCCAGAUAAUGUGAGACAGAUUUCUGCAUCCAAGCAGAUAUCUGAUUAUAAUUCUGCAAAAGGCGAUUUGGGAACAGAAUUGGCAAUUAGCACAAGAACGGAGCUUGACCCAGCUGCAUGGUGGCAACAACAUGGGAUAAGCUGCUUAGAGCUGCAGCGAAUAGCUGUCCGUGUGCUAAGUCAGACUUGCUCCUCUUUUGGGUGUGAACAUUCCUGGAGCAUAUAUGAUCAGAUCCAUAGCCAGAGGCAGAAUCGCUUUGCUCAGAAAAGGUUGGAUGACCUUAUGUUUGUUCAUUAUAACUUGCGACUUAGGGAAUGCCAAUUAAAGAAAAGGUCCAGCAGCUCAAUGUCCCUUGAUGGUCUGUUGCUGGAGCGCUUACUAAAUGACUGGAUUGUAGAAGCAGAGAAGCAUUCCUUUCAAGAAGAUGAGGAAGUCGUUUACAGUGAAAAUGGAGCAACAUUUGAAGACAGAUGUGAAGAUGAUUUGAUUGAUUAUAAUGAGGGAAUUAUGGAGGCGCAGAAGGGGACGGGGCCACUUGAGCUAGUGGGUAUGGCUGAUAUUGAACCCUUGGAUGUUAAUCCUGCUAAUGCUGGUGGCACCACUGAUGAUGACAACGACAAUGAUGAUCAUAAUUUUUUUGAUGAUAAUUUGAGUGAUUAAAUUAUAAAAUUUAGACGGUUAAAAUUACUGGAAUUGCUGUACAACUCUACUCUUCUCCCUUGAUUGUCAAUUUAUUUUGGGGAAAUCAGCUGGAAAUUGAUUUGAGCCUCUACUA
This is a messenger RNA of Jatropha curcas, 3150 nucleotides long. RefSeq names its product hAT dimerization domain-containing protein. The record is from RefSeq and is a predicted model, not a curated record. Lineage: Eukaryota; Viridiplantae; Streptophyta; Magnoliopsida; Malpighiales; Euphorbiaceae. Gene Ontology annotation, molecular function: DNA binding; protein dimerization activity.